AUGAGUUCAAAGAAUGAUGAAAAUGAACAUUGUUGUGGAACUCAUUUUUGGUUUCUAGUAUUAAUGUGUUGGGUUUUUAUGGCAUUUGCUGCCAUUUCAUCAGCACUUGCUCUAGGACUAUUGUCCUUCAGCCAAGUUGAUCUUGAAGUUCUUGUUAAAGCUGGACAACCUCAAAUCCAGAAAAAUGCAGCUAAGAUUAUGUCGAUUGUUAAGAAUGAGCAUUUAAUUCUAUGCACUCUCCUCAUGGCUAAAUCAUUGGCACUAGAGGGUGUUUCUGUUCUUAUGGAGGAAAUGUUCCCUGAAUGGGUUUCUGUCUUGCUUGCAGCUGCCCUUGUCAGUAUCAUUGCAGAGGUUAUUCCUCAAGCUUUGAAUUCUCGUCAUGGUUUAAGAUUUGGAGCCAUAAUGUCUCCCUUUGUUAGAGUUCUUUUGCUACUUUUCUUCCCAGUUGCAUAUCCAAUUAGUAAGUUGUUGGAUUAUCUUCUUGGCAAAGGACACACUGCACUUUUAGGAAGAGAAGAACUCAAGAUUUUAGUCAAUUUGCAUACUAAUGAGGCAGGAAAAGGUGGAGAAUUGUCACUACAUGAAACUAGAAUAAUUGCUGGAGCUUUGGAUUUAACAAUGAAAACUGCUAAAGAUGCUAUGACACCUUUGAAUCAAACUUUUUCACUUGACAUAAACUCUAAACUUGAUAUGCAUACAAUGGGCAUGAUAAUGAACAAAGGUCACAGUCGUAUACCAAUUUUCUCUGAAAAACAAACAAAUAUUAUUGGACUUAUCUUGGUAAAGAAUUUAAUGUUCUGUCGUCCUGAAGAUGAAACGCCAAUUAAGUUUAUGACUAUAAGAAGAGUUCCCAUAGUUGGUGAAAAUUGGCCAUUAUAUGAUAUUCUGAAUCAAUUCAAGAAGGGUCAAAGUCACAUGGCUAUUGUCCUCAAAGAGAAGAUAAGAACUGCUGCAAUUGAUACACAAGGAGUUGUAUCAUUUUUACCGCAUGAUUAUAUUAGCAUCUCAACUGAGGCAUCAAAUUUGCAAUCAGAAGACUCGGAAUAUUAUAGUGCAACAUUGAAGAAUGCCAUGCUUCAAGAGAGUAGUGACUCAGAUCCACUUCAUAAAUCAACACAACAUGACACAAGUACUUCUUCUUUAGAGAAUAUGGAGUCCUUUCUAUCUGAUGACGAAGUGGUUGGGAUUAUAACUUUGGAAGAUGUCAUGGAAGAGCUUCUUCAGGAAGAUAUAUUGGAUGAAACUGAUCAAUAUAUUGAUGUCCAUCAAAAUAUCACCAUAAAAUUGCAACAUCCAAGAAGAGGGUCAUCAGGGUCUUCCAGAAGAGCUUCAACUUCUCAUCAACAGCGAAGAAGUUCAGAUGCAUCUCGAGUUCGAAUUUCAACUCCAACAUUCAUUUCACCAAUAUCUCCUAACUAA
Messenger RNA from Lathyrus sativus (Indian pea), 1419 nucleotides. Lineage: Eukaryota; Viridiplantae; Streptophyta; Magnoliopsida; Fabales; Fabaceae. The record is from the annotation of a GenBank genome assembly.